AUGAGUCUUUUGGCGAAUGGAAAUAUCAAGAGUGCUGAUAGGAAAGAAGGAAGAUUGACGGAGGAUCCGGAACCUAUAGGAAGGUUAAAUUGGUUGAUACAUUUAAUCCACGUGCGAGGAGACGCCGUAUCCUGCAAGGAUUUAAUACGGAAUGAGAUAGAUGCCAGCCAGGGCAAAAAUGAGUUUGCACACUACAAGAAAGCGAUUAUCCUGCGGGAAGAAGGCAAAGUGCAGGAAUCCCUAGAGGCCUUUCAGAUUUGUCACAAGUUAGAUAUGGAGGACGUCGACAAUUUAAAAGAAAUUGGGAAGUGUCUAUUUAUGCUAAGAAGGUAUCGAUUAGCGCUAGAAGCGUAUUCCGAGGCCGAAAAAGUUGCGUCCAAAUCGGAUUGGGAGAUUUAUCAUAAAAUCGCCGAAUGUUACAUGCAGCUAAAUGACAUCAACAUGGCCAAAGAAAAUGCUAACAAAGCUAUUAAACUGAGUCACCAGGAAAAUGUUUUUUCUCUUUUCAUUCAAAUACUCUGCGCCGAAGGUAACUUUAACGGUGCCAUCGAUGUUUGCAACAAGGCUGUAGCAUCAUGUCCAGAUAGUGUGAAUGUAUUGACCAAAUCAGGAUUGCUGUAUCUGAAAGUCGGGAUUAACCAGCACGCAUUCGAGAGAUUAAGUUCUGCUCUCGCUCUCGACCCACUAAACCCAAGAGCUCUCCUUGGGAUUGGAUGUAUCACACAAAAUCACGCAGAGUACGAUGUAGCUUUAUCAAAAUAUAAAAUUGCCGUCCAAAGCGAUACGGAAUCAGUGGCUUUGUGGAACAAUAUUGGCCUCUGUUUCUAUUCCAAACAGAAAUAUAUAGCAGCGGUUACUUGUUUGAAGAGAGCAUUGUGGUUAUCUCCGAUGAAUUGGAAAGUUCUUCUGAAUUUAGGGUUACUUCACUUGGCAACAAGUCAGCCUGCGUCUGCGUUUAAUUUUCUUUGCUCGGCGGUAAACCUAAGGCCCGAUUUGGGAUUACCUUUCAUGAUUCUGGCUUGCGCUUUGCUUGAAUUAAACGACACGGAAAACGCCCUAAGGGCAAUGCGACAAGCUAUAGCCCUUAACGGAGACGAGCCUUUGAUUUUAGCAAACACCUGUCUAUGUUUACUGCUGGCAGGACACAGGGAGGCUGCAAAGGAAAUCAUGAAUCAGAUCAAGGAAAAUGAGGAAAUCAACAAUUCAGAGCUGAACGCUCUGCUUAAGAAUCUCGAUAUAACCUUGGACGGCGACGAACACACUGAACUAUUGGUAACUAAUAGUGGCAAUGAAAUAAUUGAUUCAACUGAAAAUUUCGAUGGCGACGAGGAUUUAGUAUAA
Nicrophorus vespilloides is the source of this 1341-nucleotide messenger RNA. It is a transcript of the gene BBS4, whose product is annotated as Bardet-Biedl syndrome 4 protein homolog. Gene Ontology annotation, biological process: cilium assembly; protein localization to cilium. The record is from RefSeq and is a predicted model, not a curated record. Gene Ontology annotation, molecular function: protein binding. Bases 1 to 1341 code for a protein of 446 amino acids. The transcript is spliced from 10 exons. Gene Ontology annotation, cellular component: ciliary basal body. Lineage: Eukaryota; Metazoa; Arthropoda; Insecta; Coleoptera; Silphidae.